This is a messenger RNA of Motacilla alba alba, 6455 nucleotides long. RefSeq names its product retinoid X receptor gamma (gene RXRG). The transcript is spliced from 10 exons. Gene Ontology annotation, molecular function: zinc ion binding; nuclear receptor activity; nuclear steroid receptor activity. Bases 5049 to 6455 code for a protein of 468 amino acids. NCBI's taxonomy places the organism in Eukaryota, Metazoa, Chordata, Aves, Passeriformes, Motacillidae. The record is from RefSeq and is a predicted model, not a curated record. Gene Ontology annotation, cellular component: nucleus; RNA polymerase II transcription regulator complex. Gene Ontology annotation, biological process: positive regulation of transcription by RNA polymerase II; retinoic acid receptor signaling pathway; response to retinoic acid.
GGAGCAGCCUGGCACUGGGGAUGAUGGCCCUGGCCCUGACACCUUGGGGAUGGCACUCACACUGGGUGGUAGCUGUGGGGCUCAGGGAGAGAGAGGGAAGGCCUGGGGAGAAGGAGAGGGCUGGCUGUGCUCCUGCAGGUGUGUUCGUGGUGCUGCUGCUUGAAUGUGCUGCUGUCAGUAAUUGCAUUAGCCCGGUGGGGCUCUGGCCUUAAUUUCAUUAGCUUGGUGUCUGUGGUUAUUGCUGGACAUGAGGAAGGGCAGGGAUGGAUGGGGAAGGGCUGAUGCAGCAGCUCCCUUCCUCUCCAUCGCCAGGGAGGCAACUUGAUUUUGGUGACUUGUGCCUGUCCCAGGCCAGUGACAUGGACCAGUGCAACAGAUGCAUCAGGUUGGCUCAGUCACUUUGCCAGCCUGGAGAAAUCCAGUUUCAAGUCCCUGCUCUGGCACUGACUUCCUGUUUGGCCCAGAGUAGGUCACCUGGUGUCUGUGUCACCCUCAGAGGCCAGCAGGGAAGAGAAUGGGCAUUUUGGCUUGGGGCACUCAGCCCGGUAGCCCUUAUUGCACCUCAUUAGCCAUGUGAAGGGAGGCCCAGCUCUAACACCAGCACCCCCCACAGGAAAUGGGUUUUCCCUGGAAUUCUGUCACUCUCGAGCAGUGUGGCAGGAGGAAGAUGAAUGCUGUGGGAUUAUAAGAGAUGCAACCUUUUUUUUUUGGUCAUAUGUAUGGCAUCAGUAUAUACAUAGACUGCCUUUGCCUUUAAACAAAGAUGGGGUGGGGCUUGAUGGAAUUCUUGAACAUAUUUGGGGUUUUCCUAGUUCAAGGAAAAGGGACCAUAUUUACUUUCCAGCUUUCCUGGUUGUGGCACAAAGUGGGAUAAAAUUAUUCCCCUGUAGGCCCUUAUGCAGUCAGGCUCCAGAGACCAGCACCCUAAAGGCUUGGUGGAGCAGUACUGGUGGAAGAGUUCUUUGAGAUGCUGUUCCAGCACACCCAGAAAUCUAUCUGCAGUACAGUGGCCUUGGAAAGUUACCUGGGAGGUGAGUGAGUGAGUGAGCUGGGGAUCCCAACACGAUGUUAGCAUCUCGGUUGGCUUGAGCAGUUCUGCUUUGUCAGGAGCCCUGCUCUGACAGAUGCCCCCAUGUGUGGCUGCUGGAUGCCCCCUGGCAGCACUGAAUCCCCUCUGGGUGCAGCAUGGCUGUGGCUUUCCUUCCUAAAUUAACAGUGGCAGACUUCUCCUUUUACACAACCAUGAGGAUGGGCAGGAGAAUGAAAAGCAUUUAAACUCUGAAGCUGUGAAUUGUGCUAUUCUACAAGAAACUGAGGGGCUGCCUCUGUAAGGUCCUUCAGUACUGCUUAAGAGAGGCUGGGCUGGCUCCUAGAGUCUGUCUGUCACAGACUGACUUGGGUGCAGGGACUGGAACUUCUCCACGCUCCAAAAUCCAUGGUGGUCUCCUAAAUUAAUUGCCUGCCACUUGACUUGCCUGAGGAAAGGGCCUGGAGGGGUUUCCUUGAAGUUGCUCCGAGUGUGCAUGUGUUCUGCAGUGCUAAGCACUCACUAACCCAGAUCUGCUAAAAAUCAAUAAAGUAAUCCACUUACUGCUUGGGACUGCCAACCUUUUUAAGGAGCUCAGAGCUGUUUUGUCUUCUUUCCUCUCCCAAAGAAAGAAAAGAGCUGUGGGGAAGGGGGUGCUGACAGAGCUGGUCUAAAAUCAGGCUCUUUGCUCUGGGCAGAUCAAUAAAAAUAAUUCCCUACUAAAACUUCAUUAGCAUGGAAUUAAAGCUGCUGAGAUCCCUCGUGGUGGGUAAGAAUAAAUGGUACUGCUAAACCUCGGCACGGCUGGUGCUUAGAACACAAAGCUGCUCACACCUCCCGGUUCCCAGGGCACGCAGCUGCCUCUGCCCCUGCCUGGCAAGGGCACUAACCAUCCUGUCCAGCCUGAGGGCAAGGGACAAGCCAGGCUGGCAUGGCAGGGAGGUGUGACUCGAGCAGGUGGAAGCGAAACCGGUGUGGCAAGAGUGGAUUUGUGUCGAAACAGCAUCUGAGUCCCGAGUGCUGGAGGGCACCUGGGGACCAGGGGCACGAGGGACACUGCAUCUCUGCAGGGGUGCUUGACAGGCAUGCCAGAGCUUUCCCAUGACACCGGAUCAGAGAAACAUCCCUCUGGAAGGUUGUGUGUGGGCUGCACAAAGUUCCUCUUUGGUGUGGAAGUUUUGGAUCUUAUUGAGAGAGUGUAUGUGUGUGUGCGUGUGUGUGAGAAAAAUCACUACUUUUGAAAGCAGGUUGUUUGCUAGGCUUUUUUGAUUGAAAAACAUUUUGUUUGGUCUUGUGACAGAGGGAAAAAAACUUGCCCUGCUGAGAAAUCCAAUUUUCUAUCAGGAGAUUGAAUCAAGCCACCUUGCAGCGUGUUCCUCAGCAGCGCCCUGGGUUUCUGCCUGCAGGGCAUUGAGGUAUCCCUGCCUGGUGCCAGGCUUUUGCUUACUGCUCCUAACAUGGAUUCCCAGCGUGGCUGUUAAAGAACAGCAGUGGAGGCAAAGCCAGUGUUAUCCUGGAGCAGGCAGCAAACUUUGCCAACAGGCUAGGAAUCCUUGUGGUUGCUGGGAUUGACACCACUUGGAUUAGACAAGGUGGAGCAUGGGGCAGCCUCCACUGGAACAGGAGCUGUGCCUACAUCUCCUGCACCUGGAUGUAGCUCUGAGCACUGGAAAGACUGGCCUGAGCCGAGGACAUUCACUGAGGAUGGCCUUGUUGUAUUUUGGGGUGGUGGCAGGGCAGGACACCAGCUCAGCUGAACAGGAGAGGGACAGGACACAGCACCCCACAGUCAGAUCCUGCUCUGUUGUGCUCUUGUGCUGGUCAUCAAACCCUUUGGUCUUUCCCCAGAGCUCAAAACUUGUGGCCAGUGAGAGGGAUGUGUGCUCAGCUGCCUGUUCUCCUCUAAAAACAGUUCUGCAGUGCCAUUAUUGUUUGUGCAGUAAAACAAAUGAGAUGUGAAAGGUGGCCAGAUAGAAAAUACAAGAGUGAUCUCUGCUGUUUGUAUUCCCCCUGCAAGACUGCAGUUGCUUGAUGGGUUUUUUGCCUCAGUAGAACCUACUCUGAAUACUGAUCUCUUGGUUGGUUUUUUCUGUUUUUUAACUGUGGAAAAAAAAAGAAGGUGUGUGUAAACCUACGCCACAGCUAGCGGGCUAUACUGAAUGCUGACACGACUGCCUGCAAACCUCCUUGCUCCUGACAGCAGGCAGGUUAUUCAUUUGUUCUGCUCUUUGGAGAUGCACUCCCAAGUGUUAGGUUCCCAUUCCCAGGUAAACUCUAAGUCCUGGAGCUGAUCUGAUGUACCUGCUGCCCUAAAGAGCUGUGCAUCCAUGCCGUGGUGUCCUCCCAGUACUGCACAUCACCAAGUCCUCACACGCAGAUGCAGAGCGGAAACUGGAGGAAAUAAAAUCACCUUUUAAAAAGAAAGGCUGUUAAUAUAAGGGAGAGGGAAAACCCCUUCCCUUGCUUAAAGUCUAGCUAGAGAUAAAUGGAUGUGGCAAUGUCUGAGAGCAAAGGAAGAAAGAGCUAACAAGGGCAACCUUUCCUUCUCCUGCAGAUGUGAUACCUCAGGGCUGACUGCACCUCAAUCAGCCUUCCAGCAUCUUUUGUGCCAAAGGACAAAAUGGGUCCUGGGGUGACCUGGAGGGAGCCAAGUGCCAGAAGGCUCCUGUAGGACACCAAACAUCCUAAUCUGCUCUUCCCUCUUUUUGUCUUGCUGCUGCAUGCCAUGCUCCCCAUGGUCCCCUGAGAAGGCAAAGCCCCUUGCUAGCCCCUGUCUCUGCCACGUGGCUGGUGGCGGUGUCAGUGGCAGGUCUGCAAGCCACCUUCUCCUCCAGCACACAUGUUAAUGCAGACCUCCGGCAAAAUUGCCCCCUCCUCCAUUCCUUUGAGGUGGCUUCAUUUGAGGCUUCUCAGAUCAGACCCCAGAAUCAGUGGGCUGUGCUGUACCCUUGGCUCUCCCCAGAAGCGCAGGAGUUGGGCUGGGGUUUGCCGGUCAGGGAACUGGGGCCGUUCCUGACCCAGAGCACCAGGCACUGGAGGGGGCAGCGCUGGGCACCGCAUGCGGCCCUGCCCCGGCCACAGCUGGCUGCUUGUUUCUGCUUAUUCCCGCACAUUUCCCGCAGAACUUCAUUGUCGGGAGGGCUGGGCAUUAGAUGAAGUUGUGGAUAUAGGUUUGGGGCUGUCUGAAGCUCUGCUGUGAACUUUACAGACUGUAUACAGCAAGGAUUGAGCCCCCGGGCUCUGUCCUGUGUCCCACCUCCUCUCACCCUACACAGCUUUAGCAAGUGGUUCAUGAGGCUUUUGGUGUGGUUUGCGUGUCUUUUGUACUCCUUCGGGUGGGGCUGGGGAUGAGAGCUCAGCUGCCAGCUCUGCGAGCCCCAGGAAGGUCCUGCUGGUCCUCAGCCUUGCCUUUCCUAGCGGUGCCUGCAGCCCAGCAGCACAGGGCCGUGCCGUGAUUUCGGCAGCGCAGCUGAGGCAGGAUUUGGUGUGGGAUGCGGGCGUGGAUGUGCAACUCCUCCUGGCGAGGGCUCUCCUUUCCCUGGCCGCACAGACCCUCCGCACGGCCGGAGCCGCUGGAACCAACACACCGCGCCGAGCCUCCGCUGGUGGAGCAGCAAAUCACCCCCUCCUUCCCCACGAUGCUCCUCCCCCGAACAACUCAACCUCUCCCCCUCCUCCCAAUUCCCGAUCCAUACCGGAGCCGCCGAGCAUUGAUUGGCGUCUCCGCCGGGCGAUUAUGCUGCGUGCCCGGAGCGCCGGGAAUUCGCAGGGAGCCGAGCCAGCCGAGCACGGGAGCCGGCGCUGAGCGGGGCAGCGAGGGGAUGGCGCGGCCCCGGCGGCUGCCGGCGUGAGGCGAGGAUGAGCCCGCGGCGGGAGGAAGCUGCCCCGGCGCCCUCCGAGAGCCCCCGCUCCUGCAGAGCCAUGCCCCGACCCCGGCGGGCUGCGCUGCGCUCCGGGCAGCUUUGAAGUUGAGAGGAGGCACUUGCGUUGAGAAAGGCGGGCGAUGAACUGAAGAUUAAACAUGUAUGGGAAUUAUCCUCACUUCAUUAAGUUUCCUGCGGGCUUUGGCAAUUCCCCGGUGCACGCCAGCUCCACGUCCGUGAGCCUGUCCUCGGGCCUCUCCACGGGGAGCCCGGUGCUGGAGGGGCCCCCCAGCUUCCUGGAGCCCCCCGGGAGCGCCGGCCGGGCGCUGCCCGCGCCCAUGAGCGCCGUGGGCUCCCCGGUGAGCGCCCUGGGCUCGCCCUACAGGGUCAUCGCCUCCUCCCUGGGCUCCCACCCCGUCGCUCUGUCCUCGGCCCCCGGCAUGAACUUCGUGGCACACGCCAGCCCACAGCUCAAUGUCCUGAACAAUGUCAGCAGCUCGGAGGAUGUCAAGCCCUUGCCGGGUCUCCCGGGGAUGGGGAACAUGAAUUAUCCAUCCACAAGUCCAGGAUCCCUAGCCAAACACAUCUGUGCCAUCUGUGGGGACAGAUCCUCAGGGAAGCACUAUGGGGUGUACAGCUGUGAGGGCUGCAAAGGCUUCUUCAAGAGGACGAUCAGGAAGGAUCUGAUCUACACCUGCCGGGAUAACAAGGACUGCCUCAUCGACAAGCGCCAGCGCAACCGCUGCCAGUACUGCCGCUACCAGAAGUGCCUCGCCAUGGGGAUGAAGAGGGAAGCUGUGCAGGAGGAGAGGCAGAGGAGCAGGGAGCGCAGUGAGAACGAGGCCGAGUCCACGAGCAGUGGCAGUGAGGACAUGCCCGUGGAGAGGAUCCUGGAAGCUGAGCUGGCAGUGGAGCCCAAAACAGAGGCCUACAGUGACGUGGGCACAGAGAGCUCGACAAACGACCCUGUCACCAACAUCUGCCACGCUGCUGACAAGCAGCUCUUCACUCUGGUCGAGUGGGCCAAGCGCAUCCCCCACUUCUCCGACCUGACGCUGGAAGACCAAGUCAUUCUCCUCCGGGCAGGCUGGAAUGAGCUGCUCAUUGCCUCUUUCUCCCAUCGCUCUGUGUCAGUCCAGGACGGGAUCCUGCUGGCCACGGGCCUGCACGUGCACCGCAGCAGCGCCCACAGCGCUGGCGUGGGCUCCAUCUUUGACAGGGUUUUGACAGAGCUGGUGUCCAAAAUGAAAGACAUGCAGAUGGAUAAGUCGGAGCUGGGGUGCCUGCGAGCCAUUGUCCUGUUUAACCCAGAUGCCAAGGGUUUGUCCAGCCCCUCAGAAGUGGAAUCUCUGCGGGAGAAGGUCUAUGCCACGCUGGAAGCCUACACGAAGCAGAAGUACCCCGAGCAGCCAGGGCGGUUUGCCAAGCUCCUCCUGCGCCUGCCGGCACUGCGGUCCAUCGGGCUGAAGUGCCUGGAGCACCUCUUCUUCUUCAAGCUGAUUGGAGACACCCCCAUCGACACCUUUCUCAUGGAGAUGCUGGAGACACCCCUGCAGGUCACUUGA